UAGUUUAACCGUGAUUUGGCGAAAGGCGCCCGGUUCAACCGCCAUUAGACUAUAGGAUUACACAAGAUUCCAAAGUUAGUAGUACUGAAAUCCAGAUUACAGGCGUCGAGUGCGAUUUAUCGAGGAGCUUCUAUCACAUAUCGUUAUGUUAGACUGUAUGACCCAAAUACUAGAGGCGUGUAAGGCUGACAGUGAUGUCAAUAAGUUAAACAGAAAUUGAAACUAUGAGGCUUCCUUUCAGAUCCAAACAUGGCUUCGUACUAUGAAGAAGCAGGAGAGGAGAGCUUCUCCGACUUCAGUGAUACAGACACAGACGCCCCCUCAGACUCCCAGUCCAGCUCAGACUCUGACCCGGCUCCAUCAGGAACCCAGCAGCAAGUCUGCCAGUACUACAAUGAUGGCCACUGCCGCUAUGGGAGAAAGUGUCGUGACCUGCACGUGUGCAAGUAUUCCCUAAAAGGCACCUGUCGCUAUGGCGCUGCCUGUCGCCUCAAACAUAUCCGAGGCUCUGAUUUGUCCGCUGGGAACAAUGAGCGAGGGAGGAAGAGCCAUGGCAAGAAGAGGCGGGGUCACAGGAAACGGAGCAGCAGCUCCUCAUCUGAUGAUAGUGGAGGGUGGAGUGGCAAGCCCUACAGAUGGCAGUUGGAUCUGGGCAAUGGCUGGGAGGAUGUAGCUCAUGACCAUAUCCUGGAGGCUCAGUACUCUCGCCCCAACACCAAAGGCAUCAGGAUCUACAAUACACCCUGUGGAGCUCUGUCUAUUGACUUCACUAAAAUGCGCAUUCUGAAGAAGACUAACCUGCGAGUCCGACGCAAAGGUUCCCGACAGACUGAGUGGCUGUGGCAUUACCGUGGCAACCAAGGCUGGCAUCAGUAUGGGGAGAAGGAUUCACAAGGGAAAGCCAGUCCAGUCAGUAGCUCCACGCUAGAGAAAGAGUUCCAGAAGAACCGGCAAGGAGUCGUCCAGUUCAGCAUCGACUCCACCAACUAUGAGAUUAGAUUUAAAGACAUGUGCCAGAAAAACUUGUCCACCGGCCACAGAAGGCGGAUCAGGAGGCGUCCGAAAUAUGAAUCUCCGUCUGGCAGAGGAAUCAAAACACUGACAAAGGCUUUUACGAACUUGACAUCAUCUCUCCAAAGAAGGCACCACUGUGGCAGUAUGGUGGUCAGAGUGGGCGCUGGCACAGUUUCACACAUCGAGGUGCCUGCAGUAUCCAGUGCAGACAUCGAGGCAGCAUACCAGUGUAAUCCGCAGGGUUCAAUCAACUUCACUGUAAAUGGAGAUCCGUACACUAUUGACUUCUCAAAGAUGACCCAGACCAACCUGAAAACAAAUACCACCCGCAAAGUCCAGCGUGUGUAGCAGUGAUGACUCACUUCAGCUUGUGCCAAAGAUGUUCACAUAUUCAUGAAGAGGAGUCUUCUUCUUUAUGAAACAUAUCGUGGUGGGCAAUGUAUUGCACUUACAUAGUGAUAUAGAUUUUAAGAUUUAGCAGUAUGGAUAGAUAAAAAGCAUUAUAUUCAUGUUAAUGUUGUUUUAUAAACAGUGAUAGCUGUAUUGCCACAAGAUACUACUAUAUAUUGUUCGACUUGGGUGGAUUUUAAGACCAGAACAAAAGAGUGCAGUGAAUACAAGCUGUGUGAUGUCUGAAAGACAUAGUAGCACUCAGGAAGAUACAGAGAUUCAGUGAUAUAUUUGGACUGUUGGGGUGUGUGCGUUGAUUUACUUUCCACCUGAUUACAUGCUGCCUUUUUUUUUUUUUAAACUGCCAUUUAUAAAUAACCUCAGGCCUGUCUGUACUGUAAAGGCACAUGUGCACACACACACACACACACACCCAAAGGCAAACCAGUGAAUCUAUAUGAUUGCUUAAUGAUUUUUGAUAAAUAGUUGUUUUUUAGGAAAUGCGCUGCUUGGACGAAAAUUGAUAACUAAAAGGGCUGCACAAUAUAUUGCUUGUUUAUUGUUAUCUCAAUACUGGUCUUUGCAAUCCUGAUAUCGCAGAAGGCAGUAACAUGCAAAUGAUCACAAUGUUUUCACUGUGUGCUGUGAGCAUCCUGGCCAAUCACAGUUCCAGAUUUCUAGUUUUUGGUGAAUCAAGAUAUUCAUAUAGUCCAACAGAAGUGCUCUAGAUAAAAUAAUGGAGGCCAGUCUGUAACAUUGUCAGGCAAAUUAAUUACCUUAUUCCUGAGCCUUACAUCAUGGCCACAUCUUUAUUAUCAUCACUUAAUUAUCUCGUUCCUACUAAGGAAUCUAUUCCCUCUAAGGAAUUUACUGCCUUACUAAGUUGUGGCUACAACUUAAUUAUCUAGGUUUUUGCACUUGACUAAAUCAUGUGUAUGACUUAAAUUAUGCUGUUCCUGCACCUUACUAAGUCGUGGCUAUGACUGAUUUAUCUCAAUCCUACACAACACUGACUUGUGGCUAUGACUUGAUUAUCUCAUGUCUACGCCUUACUAAGUCGUGGUCACAACUUAAUUAAUUAUCUCAUUCCGGUGCCUUACUAAGUCAUGGCCACAGCUUAAUUAUCUCAUUGCUACACCUUACUGAGUUGUGGCUACAACUUAAUUAUCUAGGUUUUUGCACUUGACUAAAUCAUGUGUAUGACUUAAUUAUGCUGUUCCUGCACCUUACUAAGUCGUGGCUAUGACUGAUUUAUCUCAAUCCUACACAACACUGACUUGUGGCUAUGACUUGAUUAUCUCAUGUCUACGCCUUACUAAGUCGUGGUCACAACUUAAUUAAUUAUCUCAUUCCAAUGCCUUACUAAAUUGUGGCCACAGCUUAAUUAUUUUAGCCGUACUAAGUCAUGGCUGUGACUUAAUUGUUUCGUUUGUACGUCUUACUAAGUUGUGGCUAUGACUAAAUUAUCUCGUUUCUAUGCCUCACUGCGGUGUGGCUAUGACAAAAUUAUUUCGUCCAUAUGCCUUACUAAGUUGUGGCCACAACCUAAUUAUCUCGUUUCUGUGCCUUACAAAGUCGUGGCUGUGACUUAAUUAUCUCAUACCGGUGCCUUACUAAGUCUUAGUUAAGACUUAAUUAUCUCGUUCCUGUGCCUUACUAAGUCAUGGCCAGGAGUAAGACACAUAUGCCUGCAUUCUGUUUGUUUUUAUUCAGCAUCAUUUUAAUUAAGAAGGAAUGUCAACGGCAAGGCUCCAUUUUGUUACAUUACUAAUUCACCAAUUUGUUUUAGAUCAAUUGCAAGUCGUAUCACAAUAUAUUCAUAUCCAUAUUGUGCAGCCCUAAUAUGUAAUAGUGCUUUAUAAUGUAAUAAUGUGAUAACUGACUUUUGCUAAGUUACACUGCUAAACAGAAACAAAUGAAUUGUAGUCAGUUGAUAUGCUUGACAUACCGAAGUUUACAGCAUUUAUUUAGUACUCAGCUAAACCGGGUGUAAAGACAUGCUGAUCUUUGUCCAGUAUGAUAAGUGAGUUAUAACAUGCAACAGUAAGAUGGGAGAAGUGUUUUUUCAAAUGCUUGAAUAAAGUUAAGAAUACUCUGAUGGGAGAUUAGUGCAAUAAAAUGAAAGAAUUGUACUUUGUUGCACUGAUUUAAAUGGACAGAAAUAAAUGUCUAUCAAAUA
Colossoma macropomum (tambaqui) is the source of this 3583-nucleotide messenger RNA. RefSeq lists its product as uncharacterized. The record is from RefSeq and is a predicted model, not a curated record. Lineage: Eukaryota; Metazoa; Chordata; Actinopteri; Characiformes; Serrasalmidae. Gene Ontology annotation, molecular function: zinc ion binding.